CAACCAGGGCUCCCUCUGGGCCGUUCCGCGCACGCUCCUGCUCGGCAACCGCCCCCUCCCCCUUCAGCCCGGUUGACCCCUCGCGGGAGUGGCUGGUGGGGGGGGGGGGCGACUUAAGCACGCCGCACCGUCAAGGCUGGGGGGGAAGCGGAUGAUAACCGAACGCACUGCGCGGUCUACUGGCCGCCGCGCCCACCCGUCCGUCCGGCCGGAGAAGAGGCGCGACCCCCUCGCGGUUUCUUCCCUUUCCUUACUCGACCCUGAGCAUUCAGCUCCCGCCCUCCCCUUGCCGACAUUUUAAUCCGAUUUCCCCGGCCGUUCCUCCGCGCGAACGGCAAACCCACACCACCAACAUGGCCGCCGAGGGCGCCCUCUCCGUUUCGGCCCCCCCUCGGUUUUCUCUGCGGCUGCGCGGCGCAGAACCUUAUAGGAGUUGUAGUUCUCCGCGCACCCGGGGCCCGCUGCGAGACGUGGGAGCGAACUACAAAUUCCAGGAUGCCGCACCGCCGAUCUGAAGGGGCCAAUGGGAGGCUUCGCUCCCCUCCCUUCCCACCCUGGCCAUAGGGAUGAUGUCAUUGCAAAACAGGCAGGGGAGGUUUCUGCUCUGCAAUUCAUUGUGCUACGCUGUAGCCGCCUCCUCCCCCUGCUGCUGAAGCGCUCGGGCAGUGACUAAAUCCCAAGCAAAGGGGAGGGGGACCAUAUAGACAUCCCAAGGGAGCUGCAAGCCCUACCCCAUGUCUAGGUGAUUGAAUCCCACGUUGUGUCUUGUUUUAUGGUCUCGCAGGGGAAGGGGGGAAAAUCCCAAAUCCAGGCAGGAUGGCAAAAGUUGAAUUGGCUCUGCCGGCUUGUGGUCAGGUUUGCAGGCAUGCAAAAGGACUCUGUGUCAGGAAGGCAGGAGUUCUCUCACCUUUCUGUGUAAAUGAGUAUGGAAGAUUAUGAUUUUCUGUUCAAAAUUGUUUUAAUUGGCAACGCUGGUGUGGGGAAAACCUGCUUAGUCCGACGCUUCACUCAGGGGCUUUUCCCACCAGGUCAAGGAGCCACUAUCGGAGUUGACUUUAUGAUUAAGACUGUGGAGAUAAAUGGUGAAAAAGUGAAGCUGCAGAUCUGGGACACGGCAGGGCAGGAGAGAUUCCGGUCCAUUACGCAGAGUUAUUAUCGCAGCGCUAAUGCAUUAAUAUUGACCUAUGACAUAACCUGUGAAGAAUCGUUCCGAUGCCUUCCCGAAUGGCUGCGAGAAAUAGAACAGUAUGCCAGCAAUAAGGUCAUAACUGUGCUAGUGGGUAAUAAGAUUGAUUUAGCCGAGAAAAGAGAAGUCUCCAAACAAAGAGCUGAAGAAUUUUCAGAGGCCCAAAACAUGUACUAUCUGGAAACUUCUGCUAAAGAAUCGGAUAACGUGGAAAAACUCUUUCUGGACUUAGCUUGCCGGCUGAUCAGUGAGGCAAGACAGAAUACGCUUGUGAACAAUGUGGCAUCCCCGUUACCAGGAGAGGGGAAAAGUAUCAGCUAUUUGACUUGCUGCAAUUUCAAUUAAGGGCUGGCCCAAGAUCCACCCCAAAUGGGCCAAGAGGUUUUUUGCAGAGAUGUAUCUCAGUGAAGGCAAUUCCUGCCACUUUGACCCAUCUGACUCACACCUAAGUCAGGUUCCCGAUCUUAAAGCAUGGCAGGCUGACCGCUCCACCUGCGGGUCAACAUAGCAGAAUAUAUUAUGGUUUAAUCUUUUUUGCAGUCUCUGGAGUUGGUUAGCAAAAAUAGUUUGCACAAGGCGCUCAUCCAAAUCCAGAGCAUGGGCUGUGACGUCACUUUCCGCUGGAGAUUAGAACAGCCUCCCUGGAUGAUACAGAAGAAUGCAGAAUCUCUUUUGCAGCACGCCUUUAGUCCUUUUGAAAAAAGAUGAACUUUAAGUCUUGGACUAUACAGUACUGGCAUUGUUCCAGGCUGCCAGCCAAAUGAAUGCUUAGGAUGUGUAUAUGCCCAUGGUAUCCUGAUGCAGGACUCAAUUGUAUGUUUUGAAUUAGUGUUAUAUCUCUCAUCUGCAGGCACUUUCAUGAACUUGGAAUUAAAAACAUAUAUAUCAACGUUUCCAAACAAACAACAAUUUGGAAAAAGAUAUGGAUACUGGCUUAGUCACUCCGUUUGGUGCUAGCACUCCAGCUGAAUAUUUCAUAGACCAAACCUAAUUUUAUUACAUUACUGUCCUCUGAAUGUGUAACUUAGAGUAAGUAGUGAAAGUAUGCUAAUAAGCACUGUCCAUAAAAUAUCAUUACCUCUUUUUCUCAGCCUGAACAUAGUGGGUAAGGACUGUGCUUCUUUGAUGUCAAUUGUGGGGUGCAAAGACUUUUUUUCUUGAGUCAUAAAAGCUCUGUAAACAGUAAUUUCCUAAGGUAAUGAACUAGUUUUGAGAAUACUGACUGAUGGAGUUCUAAACAGAUCAGAUCUGACCAAAAUAUUGUGUUUGCACUGAUCAUGUAUAAGGGUUCAAAGGCAGAGCACAGUUUUAGAUGGCAGUCCAGUGUGUUUGAGUAAUGAAAGCUUGUAGUUACAGGUCUUGCUUGAAAAGCAAGCAUACAAUUUUGUGGUUUUUUUAAGCUUAAGUGAAAAUGGCAGCAAGUGUUGUUAUGAAUCAUUUUGUGUCUUACUCAUCCAAUGAUCAUCUUAUGAACCUGUACCUUGGAGAAGCAAUUCAAGGUACCAGUUUGGCUGGUGACUGUAUUGACUGUAUUAUAAUAGCUUUUGGAUCCAUGACCAUAGAUUCAUUUAAUUUUCUUGUUACUUUGUACUCUUGGUUUCAGACACCAAUGUAUGUAUAAUUAUUUGCUUAGGCAAUUUCUUUAUAUAAAACCUCUAAUGUGGAAGCACUAUGGUAUUUGUGUUAUUACACCUCGAGUGCCAUGUUCUAAUAAUGCAUUGGACUUUACACAUUAAUGUUAAAGCAAAAUUGGAAAAAGAGGUUGGACGCAUACGUAGUAAAUCAUUUUUAAAUGUUUGGUAUCCGUUUUAUUGACCUGAAUGAGGCUAAAACUUUUGGUAACUUUGUGGCUGUGAUACAUUGUAACUUAGCAUUAAUCAGCUCGAUAUCAUGUAUUAUUUGCUGAAGAUGUUGACUGGCUUUUUGUAUUAACAUGAAAAAAGCUGCCAAUAAGUAAAUCUUGAAAAUAAAAAUGGCCUUUUAAAAUGCUUUGUCACAUUUUCCUAAACAGAUUUUUGGGGUCUAUUAUACUGUGCCUUUGAUUUUCAAUGGGAAGUGUGUGUGUUGUGGAUCAAGAGUGUAAUAUAGCCAUUUUGUAAUGCAUAUUUCCUGCUGUAGAAUGUCAGUUUUUUCCCUUAUGGUGUAAUCAACGGGAAAAUUUGUUUGAUUCUGCGGUUUCUCUUGUGCUAGGUAAUACAGUGAAGCCAGCACUAAGGAGCAUCUCCAGUAGGGAGUUUUCCUUUCUUAACUGACUCCCUUUAAAAAUACCCCUUAAAUUUCCUAUACAGUUUUGUUUGACCUCUUAAAGACCAUCCAGCUCCUACAUAGCUGAUUUUGCAGGUCACUUAGGUGUUGUGGUAAAUGCCUUGUGAGAUAAUGCUGCCAUCUCACUAAAAUAAUAUAGUAUUUUUAAAAAAUAUUCUUACUCUUCGGGUCCUGGAUUUUUCUACUUAGUAUAUCAGUUGCUAAGGUAGAGGUACUUGGUAAAGUUACCAGCAGGAGUGGACUAAUGAAGGGCUACGUGUGUCACAUUACGCUUGUUUUUCAUGUCCUGUAGUCCAAGAAUUAAACGCUAAAGUAUUUUCCUCAAGCCUCUCUUUUACAUUGCAAGUCAUAAGCAGUGCAGUACUAGACCACUUCGUAUUGGAUGAUGUUAAGGGUAGGGGAAAUUUUUAUUUUCAUACACUGAACACAUUCUGACCAGGUAAACCCCGAAGUCACUACUCGGAAGAGAAGUAUUUACUGUGUCUGUAAAGGGCUUUUUUUUUUUUAAAGAUUA
Molecule: messenger RNA, 3965 nt
Organism: Dermochelys coriacea (leatherback sea turtle)
Lineage: Eukaryota; Metazoa; Chordata; Testudines; Dermochelyidae
Gene: RAB30
Product: RAB30, member RAS oncogene family
Exons: 6
Coding region: 920-1531 (203 amino acids)
Biological process (GO): Rab protein signal transduction
Cellular component (GO): trans-Golgi network
Molecular function (GO): GTPase activity; GTP binding
Source: RefSeq, a predicted model, not a curated record